AAGUAUUUUCCCAGGCAGCUGCCCAUCAUUUGCUGAGGUUCAAAUCCAGCCAGGUCUUAGAUGCUCCAACUGCCAGUCGCCCAUCGUCCUAUGCAGAAAAAGAACGACAGUCACCCCUCCCACUUCCAGACGGUCAGUUUACCGUCUCCAUGGUUGCGUUGCUAAGUACCGCAUAGGUGGCCGAGACAGAAAAUCGUUGCGGAGAAGACGGUUUGUUUGUUUUUUUAAACUGUGAUACGAAAAUGAGCGUGUCCGUCACUCGCACAAUUCCCAGGCAAAAUAAUGCUGAUAAAGUUGUCAGGCGGCAACGGGUUUACGACUACUUGUAUGAUCCAGUUUACACCGUGUCAUCGGAGGUAGACCAUGCCCGGUCCGGCCUCAAGGCCUAUGCGUCUAAGGACCGAGUCCGGAAAGUGCCUGAGUUUGGGUCUUUGUUCAGUGACCUGUCCCACCAUCCACGGUAUACUGUUCAGCUGGACCCUGCAGACCCAGUACCAGCAUCCAUUGAUCGUCGCUGGCGAGGCCACACGGAGCGGCGCAAAGAGGCACUGCAGCAGCUGGCUGGGGUUAUUCCAAAUGCUUACUCAGGGCUGAAAAAGGAGGAGUGCCAUGUGACUGGAGUUGAUCGCUGGAAAUACUUUAAACGCCCUAUAAUUCCCUUCGUGCAGCAGAUUCCCCCGGAUGUGAUUUUUGCUUUGCCUAAAGGAGAUUUUGUAACAACUGGUGGAAAGAAUGCUGAACAACAGCCCACCCACUUCACUGUGGGCAUCCAGACAGACUACAGGGAAAGUGAAGCACAGACAGACCCAUAUAGCCCUGAGUAUGUGGUACAACCUGGGACGAGUCCCUCGGAGCUCCUGAGACUGGCCGCUUUCACUUGGGGUCGUGGUCUGCCUGCAGGCCUGGCCGAAGUGGAAAUGAUAGAGCGGGCACGUGCAAAACGAGUUUGGGAGGCCAGCCUUCCUCCACCGGAUGACCUGAGUCAGCUCGACAAGAGGAGGCGUAUGAUGGAGGAGAUGGAGGCCAAAGAGUGGGCUUUCAGAGAAAGAGAAAUCCAGAAGUUGCAAGAGAUGCGUCUUACUGUGCUGAAGGACCUGUUGAGGCAGAGAGAUGAAGCCCAGAAAGAAGUCACAAACGAGAGACUGAACCAAAUAUAUUCUAAGCACCAAAAGGACAAGGAGACCAAGCUACACAAGAUCCACAAUGACUACAUUAGGUCACUGAGAAAACUGGAAGCUAAGAGGAGAAAUGUGGAGGAGAAGCUAGAGCGACGUGGCAUUGCCAAAGACUAUACAGCUUCUCAGACAUAUGCCCCUCAGACCCGCAGGGAUAGGUUUACCAGGAGCGCCCGCAACAAUGAAUUACAAAGCCACUACUUAGACACAUAUGAAGGCUUGGUAGAGCUAGAAGCAGGACUCUCUGCCUCACCCCUUAAGCCAUGGGUGAAAAGACCCAAACCCGAAGUUAACAUCAUCAAGGACAUGGUCAAGCCCCCUGUGAGCAGAGCAGAACAACAACUGAUGAAGAAAUACAAGGCCCUGAGGGAGGAAGAGAACAAGCAAGUGACAAAGAAGUCCUUGCGUUUUCUUGUCAAGAAGGAGAAGCCUGUUCCUCGUCCUGUCACUCCCCGAGUGGAGCAGCCACCAGAGGGAGAUGAGGAGAUAGAGCUUGCAGUCAUCAGCUUGCAGAAACUACUGAGAGGAAGAAGUAUCCAGUAUGAGAUGUUUAAGGGCAAGGAGAACCAUCUGGAGCUUAUCCAGGAACUGAGGACGGUCCACGCCCUGCAGAGGGAGGAGCAGGAGCUACAGAAAGCUGAUAAAGAGCUUUUAAUCACCCUGAAAAAACAGAGAGACCAAAACAGUCACAAGACCUCUCAAGAGGAAGCGUCUCAGGCGAGAGUGGCAGGUGCAGAGCUUGAACACCUGUUCGACAACCUGUCCAAGGAGCUGAUUCGUCUCCAGGAAGAGCGCAGGAUCCAUGCCUUCACAAUACUGGCUGAGAGAGACCGUCGCCUUCGAGAGGCUGAGGAGAGUGGAAGGAGACAGUUGGAAGAUCGCAGACGCAGAGAAGAAGAUGAGAUCUUUAGACAAGUGGUGCAGGUACACCAGGAAACUGUGGAUUUGUAUUUAGAGGACAUCAUCUUUGAGACUUUGGAGCAGACAGCUGACCAGCAGGCCAGAGAGGAGAUCCGCAGGAGGGCAAAGGAGGUUAAUGACAUCGCUUACGCCAUGGAGGAAAGCCGGAACGAUCUUCAGUCGGAGGAGAUUGUGUCAGAGUUGGUGUACAGUUUCCUUAUCCCAGAAGUUGAGAAGAACAGUGUCAGACAAAGAGUGCACCUGAGGCAGCAUAGACACUUAGAGGCAGCUCGGCAUAUCAUUCAUGGGACUGCAGAGCAUUCUGGGAUCGUUCCUAGUACUCUGGAGGCCUCACAGUUGACCUGUCCCUCUGAAAGAGCCUCCAACCAAGUCCUCGAGGAGAUGAUCAGCCAAGUUGAGCAGGAGCAGAGGAAGGAAGCAGAGCAGCGCCUCAAUCAAACUGAGUAAAGAGAGGACCAAAAUAUAAAACGUGCACUGAGAUGCAGUAUGUGUAUUUGAUCUGGAAUGUACAGUGUGUUCCCACCUUUGCUGACAGGGUCCAACUACAAGCUACAUUUUCAUCUGGGCACUCAGCGCUUUAUAGGUGCACUGAACUAAGACAGAGAUCACACUGUAGAUAUUUACUAUGUGAGUGCUGGGGUCCAUUUCCCUAGUGAUGCCCCUGCACUCAACCCCUAAGGAGUUAAUUCAAUUCCUCAGCCACUCUGAGGCCCUUUUCAUCUUAAUUUGGCCAGCUGAUGCAUUCAGUGAUCUGUUGACACAGACGUAAAUGUGCUUUUCUGUGCUCUAAACUGCUCUUGUAUAAAUGUAUAAAAGAUGUUCUUCAAUCCUCAUAAUGUCAGUUACUUUCUUUCAUGAUCCUGCAGUCUAAUACAAAAUCCUGCAAUAAAUCCUACCUUCAUGAAGGUUGUACUGUACAG
This is a messenger RNA of Xiphias gladius (swordfish), 3016 nucleotides long. RefSeq names its product cilia and flagella associated protein 91 (gene cfap91). The transcript has 17 exons. The record is from RefSeq and is a predicted model, not a curated record. Lineage: Eukaryota; Metazoa; Chordata; Actinopteri; Istiophoriformes; Xiphiidae. Bases 243 to 2543 code for a protein of 766 amino acids.